This is a messenger RNA of Mytilus californianus (California mussel), 2379 nucleotides long. Its product is annotated as oocyte zinc finger protein XlCOF6-like. The record is from RefSeq and is a predicted model, not a curated record. Gene Ontology annotation, molecular function: DNA-binding transcription factor activity, RNA polymerase II-specific; RNA polymerase II transcription regulatory region sequence-specific DNA binding. Gene Ontology annotation, biological process: regulation of transcription by RNA polymerase II. The transcript has 2 exons. Bases 98 to 1873 code for a protein of 591 amino acids. Lineage: Eukaryota; Metazoa; Mollusca; Bivalvia; Mytilida; Mytilidae. Gene Ontology annotation, cellular component: nucleus.
CUGCAUAUUUCCCUAAAGAAAACAAAAAAGAAGAGCAAUAAAGAAUGGAAAGAGAGAUAUAGAAAUGCAACAUUACAGUGCAUUGUAAUAGGAAAAUAUGGAGAAUAUUCAACAAACACAAUUAGAGAUGCAACAAAAAGAGACAGAACCUGAUUUUUUGUCACAAAUCAAUGAAUCAUCAAAUAAUCAAGAUCAGAAUACUUUAAUUAGAACUCAAGGUAUAAAGAAGUGCCAGUGUAAGAUAUGUAAAAAUUUCUACUUUUCUGAAUAUUCUUUAAAGAUUCAUUUGAAACGUAUGCAUACAGAAAACUUAGUUCAUACAUGUAGGACUUGUGGAAAAAACUUUAACCAAAGAUACAACUUAUUUAUUCAUAUGAAGUACCACUACAGUCAAAUACCUAGACCAUUUGCAUGCAAAGAAUGUGAUAAGAAUUUCACAUCUAAACAUCGUUUAUUCGUUCAUCAACAGACUCAUUCUAUUGAUAAGUUUACUUGUAGUAUUUGUGGAAAACAAUUUUUAACCACUGAGAGCAGAAGUGCUCAUUACCGUCGUCAUGUGAAAGAAAAAAGACAUGCAUGUGAAGUAUGUGGUCACAAAUUUCUUUCUCCCUCCGAAUUGGAUGCCCAUUCUAUAAAACACGAGAAACAGGUUUUUGAAUGUUCUUUGUGCAACAAAAAAUAUUCAACACACAAACUGCUUGAAAGACACGAGAAGAUUCAUACUGGAAACUAUGAUAGACCUGUUACAUGUCACCUUUGUCACAAGUUUUUCUUCAGAUUAUCUGUUUUAAAAAGACAUAUAAAAGAAGUGCAUAGCAAUACUACCUACAGUUGUGAUAUUUGUGGAAGUAAGACAAAAUCAGAAAAAAAUCUGAAAUUGCAUCACAAGAGGAUUCAUUCAGGAGAAAAGAAGUUUGAUUGUACUAUAUGUGGAAAAAAGUUUAAUUUAAAAAACUGCUUAGAUGACCAUUUUAAAAGAUGUCACACUGACCCAGCAAAUGUAAAAUAUCCAUAUACUUGUCAGAUUUGUAAAAAAGGAUUUUUUGUAAAAGCGAUAUAUGAAGGUCACUUAAAUACCCAUUUUGGUAAAAGACCAUUUUCAUGUCAGUAUUGUCCGAAGUCUUACUGUAAUAUUUAUUAUCUAAAUGUCCAUACCAAAAGAAAUCAUUCUGGAAGAGAAGGCAGUAAACCAAAGCCAUUCGAGUGUGAAUUUUGUGGUAAAAUGUUUGUUAAUAAAAGUCAAAGAAAAGAACACAUCAGAAAACAUACAGGAUAUUAUUGUCCAUUCAUAUGUUCAAUUUGUGGAAAAUCUUUAAAAUCAAAAUUGAGUUAUAAGACACAUCAAAACACACAUUUACGACCAUUUCACUGUGGAAUUUGUCAGGCUAGAUAUAGUUCUAAUAAAGCACUUGUCAAACAUAUGAAAUCACACGAGUUACCAUUACCAUGUGUAAAAGCUGAAGAGGAAAAUACAUGUCAGAGUGCAAGAUCAUUAGGUUCUGAAGAACACAGUCAUUCAUUGAAUCAAUUACAGAAUGUGCCUACAGUACAACCAAAUAUUCCUGUCAACACAAAAAUAGAUGGACAAAAAUUAACAGAAUCUUCUAUUUCUAAUGUAAAGUCAGGUCUUACAAGUUUAACAUUGCCAGAUCCUACAGUAAAGACUGAAGUUGAACAACCUUCAAGAAACAUUCCUAUCGACAUACAUCAUGAGGGAGCCAGCAAUCUUUAUUCCACUACCAGUAAUGUUCUUAUGUUAAACAAGAUAGGAUCUUUCAAAGUCAGUGCAGAAAGUCUUAAAGAGAUAUUAAGUGGAAAACAAGUUUUAUCUCUUGUCAAAAGUGAAGACACUAUAAAGAAAGAAAAUCAGUAGAAUACAAGCAUUGUAAAUGAUUGCUGUGCAAAAAGAGAUUGACUGUUUUAUGUGUAUUGUGUCAUGCAUUUUAAUUUUUAAGAGAAAAAAAAUUUGAUCUUUAUUUUUAUUCAAAUAUACAUGUCUGACUUACCUUUUCUAAAUCUGAAGACAACCAUGAAAACAAUCAUUUAUCAAUGAAUAUAAGGAAAAAAGAAUACCUUCUAUUAAUUGUUUUAAAAAAACCCAUCCAACUUAUAUAUUAUCACUUUUUAAAACAGUAUGACUAUUGAGAAGAGUAAAGGUGUUGCUUAACUUAUGAUGAGGUGUAAAUUAUUACCAGUGAAUAUAUAUGUACAUUUGUAGAUUUGUAAAUUUAAGCCUUUUUAAUUUAAAAAAAAAUGACAUAAUAUUUAUUUUUCAUAACAUCAAAUUCAUUGUAAUUGAAUGGAUUAGUUUAGGAGCAUUAAAACAAUGUAACAAAUGUUGAUGUGUAAAAACUGAAGCUUAAUAAAUAUUGCCAGCUU